Molecule: messenger RNA, 2439 nt
Organism: Punica granatum (pomegranate)
Lineage: Eukaryota; Viridiplantae; Streptophyta; Magnoliopsida; Myrtales; Lythraceae
Source: RefSeq, a predicted model, not a curated record
UUCUUCUUCUGCAACUCGGUUUCGUUGAAACGGUGAUUUCCGCUCCAAUGCGCCAUGGCCGACUCGGCUUCUCGACUCAGUCACUGAUCUCUUCUCUUCUCGCUCUCGGUGCUCUCACUGACGCUGUCUCUCUCUUCAAGCUGCAGAAUUAGUGGAAGGAUAGCGCAGUAGGAGGGAUCGGCAUGUCGGACUGGUUCACCUCCAAGCUCAAGGCUGCCGAGACUAUUCUUCAGAAGAUCGAUAAGCAAGCGGCCGAGUCGCUCGGGAAGAAUGAGAGUCCCCGAUCUGAUGAUGUAAAUGACAGUACUCCUGCAAAACUUGGUGGUAGUGUCUCCUUGAAGGAUCAGCUGAAGAAAAAGACUCAGGAUAGCUACGACUAUGGCGUCCGGUUAUCCACGGAUUCUAAUAGCAGCAAAGUUAGUAACCGCGAUGGAAGUAAUGACAUCGCGAGUACCUCGAGUUCUCCGAGUCGUAAAUCCGCAGUUAAUGAUGGUGACUGGACUGAGUUGUUGGGUCCGCCGAAUGAGAUCACGAGCCACUCGGUAGCCAACCGGAGCAAUGGGGCUUCUAGAACUCAAGCUGGGAAGAGUAAUUAUAGGAGGCCAGGGAGUGUGAGUUCGAAUUCUUUGGCGUCAGAGCAGAAGAGAAAUCAAAAGAGCAACAGUAAUAAGGUCCCAAGGUCGAGUUUGAGAAGCAAUUUGAGGGAUGGCAAGUUAAAUGGAAAACAAACUGAUGGCGAUGGCCCUUAUUUGUCAGAUUCUGCCGGGAUAAAUUUGAAGGCUGAUUCGGGAAAUGAUGGAAAGAUUUUGGAGCAACAAGCAUCUGAUCAGGAAGAAAUAAGGAGAAAGUUUAUGCAGCAAGGGAUUGAUGAGGAAAAUGUGGAGGAUGGUUGGCAGCUGAAUUUGAAACAAGCGGAUGAUUUUUCUGAACCAGUGGUCAAUAAUGGGUCUGCGGAAAUUGUUUCGGCUAAAGGAGUUACAGACGCACAGUCUAAAUCCAGUGGGACACUUGAUGGCGAUAACAAUGUGCUCAAGGGUAGUGAAGGAAGAGGAGACAAGUCCAACGUUGUUAAGAAAGAGAAUAUUUCUCGUGGCAUUAAGAAAUUUCCUUCGAAUAACGAUGUUGGUUCUAUGUCCGAGACGGAAUCUGGUUCAUCCUCUGACUCUGACAGUGAAGAUGAACGUCGAAGGAGGGAGGAGAGGAGGAGGAGGAGGGAGAAGAUUCUUGCCGAGAAGGCAGCCGCUAAGGCUGUUGAGGCCAUCAGAGAGCGUGAGAACAUGGUUGCAAGGUUGGAGGGAGAGAAGCAAAGCUUAGAGAAGAUAAUUGAGGAAAGAGCAAAGCAACAAGCUGAAGAGGCUUCAGAACUGCAGAAUAUAACGAUUGAGACAAUGGAAGCAGUUGAACAGGAGAAGCAGAAGCACAAUAAUACCAGAAUGGAAGCCCGUGCAAGAUUAGCUAAACUUGAGACUGCAAAUGCUGACCUUGCAAGAUCUCUUGCAGCAGCCCAGUGGAAUCUUGAAAUAGAGGUAAAGAGGGUGGCUGAACUUCGGCAACAAAUUGAGUUGAAAGAAGUAGCACAUGAAGAAAUGAAGAGGAGAAUCUCCAGCACUCAUCAUACUGGAACAUCGUUGAAGCAGUUAGCAGCUGCUAAGGGAGUUGAAGUGGAACGAGAGCUACUUGAGGCGGAAUAUGCUUUUAUCUCUGAUAAACUCAGAAAUUUGCAAGAAAAGGCACAGAGUCUGGAGGCAAACAUUGAAGUGACAAGGAAGGAGAUGGAGGAACCGACAGAAGUAGAGAUUGAACUCAAGCGGAGACUGGGCCAAUUGACUGACCAUCUAAUUCAGAAACAAGCUCAGGUUGAGUCUUUAUCCUCGGAAAAGGCCACUCUUGUCUUCCGGAUAGAGGCAGUCUCAAGGUUGCUGGAAGAGAACAAGACAGCCACGAGCAUGAAUGAAUUUUCCAGCAUUCCAUUGGGAGACGUAGAGUCAGGGAUUUGGGAUCCCUUUGAUUCCAAACCAAGGCAUCGGCUACAAGACAAGAUCCGCUCGGGGAGAGAGCAUAUUGGAUCACUGGUUCAGCAGUUGGACGCUAUAUUUUUGGCGGGUGCUGUUUUUCUUAGGAGAAACCCGACUGCGAAAAUAUGGGCUAUAGUUUACCUGGUAUGCCUUCAUCUCUGGGUGAUAUACAUUCUCGCAUCACACUCUGCACCGUCAAAUGAGUCCGGCGCAGUAAUUUCCUUGGAAAACCUCAGUAACAGUUCCAACAUCUGAAUUGUCAUACUUUAAAAUUUGUUUCUGCCUCUGCUUAUUAGAGGUAUCUAUUGUCGGGGCCGUUGUUUGUGCAAUUUUUCUCGCCCAAUUACAGUAUCUGAAAUUACGAAAAGAAAUGUAUGUGUAUCGAAAGGAAACACUUACUAAUUGUAAAGAUUUGUUAUCCGCU